Molecule: messenger RNA, 741 nt
Organism: Trichoderma asperellum CBS 433.97
Lineage: Eukaryota; Fungi; Ascomycota; Sordariomycetes; Hypocreales; Hypocreaceae
Source: RefSeq, a predicted model, not a curated record
AUGGCAGUCGGAAAUAAGCCAUCGGGCACUUAUACGCUGUUCGAUAUCCCCACCAAGGCGCCACGUGUAUGCUGGUCGAUGAACACCUGGAGGACUAGAUUACUUUUAAAUUACAAGGGCCUUGACUACAAGACAGAAUGGGUUGAAUAUCCGAAUAUCAAGUCUCGACUCAACACGCAUGUCUCUCCGAAUGAACAAGGACCCCAAUUUACAGCACCAGCAAUACAAAUGCCCGACGGCACCUACGUGAUGGACUCGUACAAAAUUGCCGAUAUUAUCGAGGAGAAGCACCCAGUCCCAAGCCUGGCUCUGAAUACGCCCAUGCAGCUCAGAUUUAGGGAUAGCCUCGUAAAAUUUAUGGGAAAGCUUCAUCCAAUCUAUAUUCCAAGUGUAGCGAAUCAACUUCUCAGCGAGGAGAGUCUUGAGUAUUUUCUCACCACGCGCCAGAAAGACGUCGGCAUGCCGCUAGAUGAGUUUAAGAAGCAGCAUGGUCCAGGAGCAUUCGAAAGAUGUGAGCCUUUUGCGCGCGAGAUAACGGCUCUACUGAACGAGUCUUCAUCGGGGCCCUACUUUUUGGGUGACACUAUCAGCUACACCGAUCUUAUAUGGGCAGGCAUUUUGCUUUUCUUCAAGCGCCUUGGCACUGAGGUAUACCAGGAAGUGCUUAGAGUUACUGGGGAUGCUGGAGCGCAUACCAGAUUUUUGGAUGCUUUGAGCCCGUGGACAGAGAGAGAUGAUUAG